Messenger RNA from Paramecium pentaurelia, 879 nucleotides. NCBI's taxonomy places the organism in Eukaryota, Ciliophora, Oligohymenophorea, Peniculida, Parameciidae. The record is from the annotation of a GenBank genome assembly.
AGUAAGAGUUUAAAUUUAUAUAAGUAAAUAAAAAACAUCUAGCGGCGAUAUGAGAAUGAAGUAAAAUAAAUGGAGAACGCAGUUAUAACGUUAUUUAAUUUUUUUAUAAUCCAUAAGACAAGGCUUAAUCAUCUAUUCAAAAUAUUUAAGCAUUAAGUAAAUUGGUCCCUAUACCUUUAUUUUUGGUAUUUGGAUCAUAAAAGAAUUCUUUGUCUAUAUAAGAGAUAAUUAGAACAACAACCCAAUAAAAGCCAUCUAUGUUGGCUACAAAAAUCUUAGAAUAGGAAUAAGAGUUUUACACUUCAAAUAAUCAAAAUUAUUUUUUAGAAAUAAAUGCUUAAACACUGUUUAUAUUCAUAAGAAACAUGUUCAUGCAUCAAGCUAAAAUUUUAAGCAUUUGUAAUAAGCACAAAAAUUCAUUUAAUACCUCCUCUCUGAUGUAAUAGAGAGAUUAUUUAUUUAAUAAGAGAGGAUAGAUGAAUAAAGAAUAAAAUUAUUGAUUUAGAUUAAUCAAGGAAUUAUAGAAUUUUGUGAAGAAAAUGAUACUGUUGAAGAAGCCUUAAUCAAAAAAUUUAGAAAAAAGAAGGAUGUUCUUUCAACACUAUUAUUAGAAUUGUAAAGAAUGUUCUCUCGAAAGACCUAAAAUUUUAGAUUUAAUAACGUAAUUAGUUUGUUUAUUUUAAGUUAGAUUUUACGAAAGGCAAGUUAAAAAGUGGAGUAAUAUCUACAGAUGAAAUCAUGCCAGCCUUGCUAGCCUUCGGCAUCUAAUUAUUUCAUUUCGAGCUAAUAAUCAUUUAAUAAUAAUGCCUCGAUCAAUCGCUCUGAGCACAAAGAACCUCAUGGAGAUACGAUGUAUUUCUUUUAUUAAAGAAACUGACU